This is a messenger RNA of Branchiostoma belcheri (Belcher's lancelet), 2197 nucleotides long. Its product is annotated as CMP-N-acetylneuraminate-poly-alpha-2,8-sialyltransferase-like. Bases 151 to 1284 code for a protein of 377 amino acids. The transcript is spliced from 5 exons. Gene Ontology annotation, molecular function: alpha-N-acetylneuraminate alpha-2,8-sialyltransferase activity. NCBI's taxonomy places the organism in Eukaryota, Metazoa, Chordata, Leptocardii, Amphioxiformes, Branchiostomatidae. The record is from RefSeq and is a predicted model, not a curated record. Gene Ontology annotation, biological process: oligosaccharide metabolic process; N-glycan processing.
UUCUGACAGACGUUCCAAUCAACCUGCGGCUCUCAUGUUGGGUACAUUAGAGAUAACCGUUGUACGGACGAGUGUGAUCAACCAUUUCCCGACGCGACGCCGUCUCAAGCGCGCUGUGCCCGUGUCCUCACCACAACGUCACGUACAGAAAUGAUCACACUUUGCGGGUUUGCAAACAUGGCGUCGGGACAGGACACAGGGACAGCACGACACCAGGACAUGUCUUCCGCCAAUAAUAAGGACCUGGGCAGGCGGAUUAAAGUGUCAGUCGUCAGCCUGGCUGUCUUCGCGAUGCUUCUCGUCCUUCAACAAGCGCUACUGAGUGUACAGAUAUCAGAUCUUGUCCCUCAGCAGUGGCAUAGUAAAAACACUACUGCGCUAUCUGGCCUGACGUCAUCAGAAGCCAAGGAGCAAAUGAGAAUUGCUACAGCAAGGCUUCAUCCAGCGAAACUUUUCAAAAUCCGGUUCAAGUGGGGAAAUUCUACGCCGGCUUCGAAUUCUUCUGCAUGCCAAAAAGAGAAAAAGAAGAAGAAAAAGAAGAAAUGUAAAAAGAAACUGAAACGCAAGUCAAAAUCAGCACCAAACCUGGGCCCGUACAGGACAUGCGCAGUCGUCGGCAAUGGCGGCAUCCUAUUGGACAGUCACUGCGGUGACGACAUCGACGCGAAGGACUACGUCAUCCGCGCGAACCUUCCCGCCCUGGAGGGGUUUGAGACAGACGUCGGGCGGAGAACUAACAUGACAUUCGUCAACACCAACGUGGUCAAGAGACUGAAUAUCGCUUCCAAAUUGCAGGACAGGACUCGCGACCCUUACCCGACUCGCUUACGACACUUUAACAACACUGUGAUUGUCGGGAACAGACAGUCGAAACUUGUCUUACAAACGGCCGCAUGGACGAACCAACUUACGCUCGAAUUUUGGACCUGCAAGCACGACCUUAGAAAAAACAAAAUCAUCAACCCCAUCGCGUCCCGGGUUGCUGGCUGGCGGUUCAACAGCCGCCCUUCCUCCGGCCUGACAACCGUCCUCAUCACCAGCACCUUCUGCCAACACCUGUCUCUGUACGGCUUCUACCCUUACAGCAGGGACGCCGACAACAAGCCCAUCCCCUAUCACUACUUCCCCGACGAUGGUGUUGACGAGGCGAUUGUUAACAGGAACAAGCACCACCUACCGGUGGAGUUCCGUCUGUACAGGGAGCUCCACAGAAGAGGGGUUUUAACGUUACAGGAGGGAAGGUGCGAGAGUCAGGAAAAUAGAAACACUUCUUCAUCAAUGUAGAUAAAGACGUUGUUUGUUUGUUUCGAUCCCCAUUAGUGCUUAAAAGCACUAUUCUUCCUGGGGUCAAUAAAAUGAAGCAUAAAUAACAAAACUUGUACAUAAUGAUGAUUACAAAAUAAUAAAGUAAGUUCAAAAUCAAUAGGAGAGGUCGACCAAAAAAAGCACAAAAUAAUUUGAACAUAAUCCAGCGUUGUACGUAAACAACAAAGGUGCCCACAAAAUUAACAAAGGUUUAAAUUAACUUAAAUAACUGAAUAGAACAUAAUUCCAACUGAUCAUAAUUCCAAAGAUAAAUAUAACAAAUUGAUCAGCCAUUUAAAUAACUGAAAUCUUCUUAUCUAUCAAUAAUAAUAAUGAUUAUUGUACGUUGAUAAAUAUCAUUAGCACUACUUGAUCAAUUACUGUAAUAAUGUGCCACAUAAUUAAUGUUGUUGGAGGAAGAUCCCGGACAGGCCAUAACGGCUUUUUUUUACCUUCCCCGCAUAUCUUCUUUUGUUAUGUUAUUAUUUAUCAUGUUUAAAGUUUUAAAGAUUAUUUUAAACAAACAAUAAAAUAAGAUAGAAGAUCUGUUACGUUGAUGUAGGCUAGAUAUCCAGGUUACAAGAUACACUGGAUAGAUUUUGCAAACUGUCAGACGUUUCAAGUAGCAUCCAGGCUGGUGUAAUACCGGGCCGGCCGCUAGGAGCGCAGAUUUAGUCAGGCUACCGCUACUCGGUCACUGACGAAACAUAGUAGAUGCUAUGACAAUUUUGGAAAAUGUACCCAGUUACUUGAGUAACUGUUUUCUUGUGUAUAGUAGAAGUAGUAGUAGUAUAGUGAUUUUACUUUUUCUUUGCAGGCAACGGAAAAGGAAACUGUUUUUAAAUAGUACGUUAAUGUUGUGAUAUCAAGUUUGUGAUAAAUUAUUUGUUUG